Molecule: messenger RNA, 963 nt
Organism: Funneliformis caledonium
Lineage: Eukaryota; Fungi; Glomeromycota; Glomeromycetes; Glomerales; Glomeraceae
Source: the annotation of a GenBank genome assembly
AUGGUUAAUAACUCUGGAACUAUCAAUGAUAAUAAAUUGACUGAAAGUAAAAGAGAUCAAAAAGACGAGAUCGAUAAUUUUUUUCAGAUUUCUGAAGGAAAAUCAACUAAUAUGUUUAAGAAACGGCAGAAACAAGACAUUUCAUACGAAACCGAUGAGGAAGCUGAUGAAUCUGACUCUGAGGAUUCAGAAUCGGAGUAUUUACCAAGUGAUACAGAUGUUACAAAGCAUGCACCGUUGUUACUCCCAUCAAAACUUGAGUGUUUUGUUGAUUCUUACAACGCUAUGAGCCAAUCAAAGAAAUGGAUAUUGUCUUCGGGCAUAUGCGUUGAAGAUGUUCUCUUCAACAAAGGAAAACAAUUGUCAGUUGAAUCUUCAAUCCACUCGUGGAUAAUUGACUUAAGUGAUUGGGAAAUCAAACAGUUGUUCACUGAUGAUGAUUGGUGUGAAAUUACGGAGGAGGUCCGUGGACUACCUUUGGUAGACGAGCGUGUUGCUAAAACGUUGUCAAGAUUUAGAAAUAUCCGAACAACUGCUGAUUUAAGAAAAGUGUUGGAAACGACAUCCUGUCGAAACAAGAACGAACUGUUUGACCGGGAAAUUCAUUUUGACGUCGAAUGGAUUGAUCUUUCUAAUGUAUUACGAAGACCAGAUGAAAGUCUCAAAUUGGUUCACCUAGAAGGCUGGUAUGAUGCGAACGUUUGGUCUUUGAUCAUCGAUUGUGCUUUUAGCAAUAUUCGAGGGUUACAAACCGUUAGUCCUCAAACAUCAAAUUCUUCCAAAAAGCCAGAUAUAAUCAUCAUUGAGGAGGAAGUACCUAAAAAUGCUGCAGCACAAAAAAAAGCUCUUACAAUAAAAAAAGAAAUGUCCACAAAAUUACUUGAUUUACAGGCAACCUAUGAAAUAGCUAGAGAUCCAGAAUUAAAACAUGAUAUUUUGCAGCGAAUUGCAACAACAACAAAA